Messenger RNA from Carassius gibelio (silver crucian carp), 5669 nucleotides. Its product is annotated as tuberin. The transcript has 26 exons. NCBI's taxonomy places the organism in Eukaryota, Metazoa, Chordata, Actinopteri, Cypriniformes, Cyprinidae. Gene Ontology annotation, molecular function: GTPase activator activity. Gene Ontology annotation, cellular component: nucleus; cytoplasm; TSC1-TSC2 complex. The record is from RefSeq and is a predicted model, not a curated record. Bases 319 to 3369 code for a protein of 1016 amino acids. Gene Ontology annotation, biological process: negative regulation of phosphatidylinositol 3-kinase/protein kinase B signal transduction; negative regulation of TOR signaling; regulation of cell cycle.
UUUUAAGCAUGACUUCCGGGGGGCAGUAAAGGGGUAUGGUGAGAGCAGGAGCAGUUCUGUGGGCUGAGAAACUGCGUGACAAAAUACAUGCAUGAAUCGGGAGCGAAUCAUUUAGAUAUUUCAGUUAUAUGUUCUCGAUAUCAUCCCACUUCCAUCAUCCGCAGACGGUGUUGUCUUUGUCACAGUCAAUUGAUCCGCUUUAAAUGCACGGUUUGUUUUGUGAAUGAACUGAACUGAACUGAAUUGAACUGUCACGAGGUGUCAGACUUCUGUGCACUGUUGUCCUGCCAUGUUUUCCUGCCAAAAGAGGCGAUAUUUAUGUUAAAGAAGGAGUUGUCAAUCUUCUCUGACCCAGGGAGCCACUACCAGACAUCCAGAGGCCCUGUGCCCCUCAAAUUAGGGUCUCUCACAGAUGGGAAGAUGAACAAGCAGCCCAGUAAAGAGUCUCUGCGGGACCAUUUCAAGAGGAUCUUUGGCCUCGGUCAGACUCGCUCCCACAGCAAACAGACCGAGAGCAAAGCCUCAGAGUUCAUCAUCACGCUGGACAUCCUGAUGGAACUCACUCCAGAGUACAGCCUGAACCACCGGAUCAGAGUCAUCAACCAAGUGUGCGAGCUCGCCAAAUCCAAGAAGUUUGAGGAGCAUGCGGUGGAGGCCGUGUGGAAGGCCGUGGAGGACAUGAUGCAUCCUGAGCAGCCGGCUGAAGCCCGUCAUGCAGUGCUGCUGCUGCUGAGAGCCAUUAUACAGGGACAGGUGCACAUUUCGAACACCUUACCAACCACAACGCAUCAAUGCGGCGAACAGCACUCACGCUUUCCUCCUGAUCUUCUUGUGCAGGGUGAGCGCUUGGGUCCGCUCAGAGCGCACUUCUUUAAGAUCGUUUUGGACUAUCAGCCCUGUAAUGAAGAUCUGGCCGAGAGACUGGAGGUGUUCAAGGCCCUCACGGAGAACGGGAAAGACGUCACCCACCUAGAGGAGGAGAUCGCUGGGUUCGUCUUGCUGUGGAUGGACAUCGGUCUGUCAGCAGACUUCCUGCAUGUCCUCGUGAACUUGGUCAAAUUCAACUCCUGCUACCUGGAUGAGAACAUCUCCCUCAUGGUCCAGAAAAUCUGCCUUCUGUGUAACCGGACGACUUCCUCCACUGAUAUUGAGGUUGCGCUGCAGGUGUUGGACGCGGUGGUGUGUUAUAACUGCCUGCCCUCGGACUCUCUGACGGUGUUCAUCAUCACUCUGUGCCGAACCGUUAACGUGAAGGAGUUCUGUGAGUCCUGCUGGAAGUUGAUGCGUAAAGUGUUGGGGACACACCUGGGUCACAGUGCCGUAUACACCAUGUGCCGGAUCAUGGAGGAGAGCGUGUACAGUGAGGACGCCGCUCUUCUCAGGGGUGCUGUGUUUUUUGUUGGGAUGGCGCUGUGGGGCGCUCACAGACUUCCUGACCUCAAAAUCACGCCCACUCUGGUCCUGCCCUCCUUCUACAAGGCCAUGAGCUGUGCUAAUGAGGUGGUGUCCUACGAGAUCGUGCUGUCGAUCUCACGACUCAUCAAGAAGUACGGCCGCGAGCUGCAGGUCGUGACGUGGGACGUCCUGCUGUCCAUCGUAGAGAGACUCCUGCAGCAGAUACAGACGAUGGGCAGCCCUGAUCUGAAGGUGAUAGUUUAUGAGUUACUGAGCACCGUGGAGGAGCUGUACGAGCAGAACGACUUCCUCGGAUCCUCACAGACGCUCUUCAGUCUGGUGGAGAAGUGUGCUGAUAAACGCCCCGAUGCGUCUGUGCUGACGCUGAUCUCCUACCGAGCUCAGUCCAUCCAGCCGGCCAAAGACGGAUGGCUGCAGAACCUGCUCAAACUCAUGGAGAAGUUCUUCAGGAACGAGAGCCGGACUGUGAUCAGGAUCAAGGUCCUGGACAUCCUGUCUUUCGUGCUCAGCACAAACCGCCAGCUCUAUGAGGAGGAGCUGAUCGAGGUGGUGGUGAUUCCUCAGCUGGGUCAGAUCGCUGAAGAUCGAGAUCUGUCCGUCAGGAAACAGGCCACGCAGCUGCUGGUGGAUCUGGCCGAGGGCUGCAGCACGCAUCACUUCAGCAGUCUGCUCGACAUCAUCGAGAAGGUCGCUAGUCGUCCGUUAACGUGUUCUCUGGAGGGAGAGAGAGAGAUGUCAGUGGAGUCUCCCAUGGAGGACGUCCGCACCGCUGUACUGGGUCUGCUGGACAUCCUUCAGAGUAAACUGUACAGUCUGCCGGCCAGUCACGCCAGCCGCGUGUACGAGCUGCUGAUCUCUCAUCUGCAGCUUCACUACAAGAACAGAUACUUCAGUGCCAUCGGGAGCUCCAUACGCCUCCAGGUCUUUGAUUUCUUACUGAUGAUGAGGGCAGACUCUCUUCAUCAUCUGGGUGUCCCCAAUAAAGAUGGGGUCCUGAGGUUCAGCCCAUACUGUCACUGUGACGACGGAGAGUCGGAGAAAAGAGUGGCUGAGAAAAAGACGACAGGAAGUGUGUCUCCGCCGACAGGAAGUCCGACACCGGCGGCUCCGCCCUCCUCCAUACGCACGGCCUAUCUGCCCUACAGCCUGGCCUUCAGCGUGCUGCUACAGUGCCUGAAGAUGGAGACUGACUGGAAGGUGCUGAAGCUGGUUCUGGAUAAGAUGUCCAUCACCAUCCAGUACAAAGUCUUGAUCCUGACGUCACCCUGCAAAAUUGAUCAUCUAUGCUCGACCCUCUGCUCAACGGUGAGCGACCGUCUGAUAUCGGAGCGACUGAAGAAGACUCCUGAUGGAUUCUCCCUCACUGAUGUUCAGCUCGCUGUGGUUCCUGUUCUCACCGCCCUCACCUCGUACCACAGCCACCUGGAGCAGUCCCGACAGAGGGAGCUGGUGCAGUGUUUGGAGAAGGGGCUGAUCUAUCGCUGUGCUAAGCAGUGUGUGGUGGCUCUGACCAUGUGCACCGUAGAGAUGCCCGACAUCAUGAUCAAGCUCCUGCCUGCCCUCAUCGUCAAGCUCACGCACAUCUCAGCCACCGUGGCCAUGGCCUCGCCCAUGCUGGAGUUCCUGUCCACAUUAGUGCGGCUCCCACAUCUGUAUGCUAACUUCGUAGCUGAGCAGUAUGUUAGCGUGUUUGCUAUAUCAUUGCCAUACACCAACCCCUCAAAGUUUAAUCAGUACAUAGUGUCUCUCGCCCAUCAUGUGAUCGCCAUGUGGUUCAUACGCUGCAGACUGCCCUUCAGGAAAGACUUCGUUCAGUACAUCACCAAGGGUCUCCGUUCAAACGCUCUUCUGCCGUUCGAUGACACUCACGAGCAGAGCAGCUUCAGAGCGCGCAGCACCAGCCUGAACGAGAGGCCCAAGAGUGGUGACUGUUUCUCACAUCCAAACCAUUAACAGUUCAUUGAUGAAAGACUGUUUCUUCAACUACGGCCACUUUAGGUCCCAGCGAUUGAUUUUUAUUCAGACUUACAGAUUUGGACUUUUUUGCUGUAUGAACGUCACAUUAAAACUUUGGAGAUUGGAGAUUUUUUAAAGAAAGACAUUUUAAAUUCCUUUUAUAGUUUUAUGUUCUUAAGUUUAAUAAAAAAAAAUUAUUGCAUGUUUCAAAAGACUGAUUGAAGAAGAUAUUGGUCAUUAGUCGAUAUUAUAAUAUUUAUUUUGUGAAAGCAGUAUAUUUAUAAAUAUAUUUUUAUAUAUUUUAAAACACUUUUUUUGUGCAUUUUUGAUAAAACUGUAAUAUUGACAGUCUGAACAUGUUAAGUAUGCGUAAAAUGCUCACUAUGUUUUUUUUGGUAAUUUUAUUAAAAAAAAUAAAUAAAAUGAAACAUCUAAUUUCCUCCACAGAAUUAUGAUGAAUUAUGAUUUGAGAUGUGAUGGGAAUGACGCUGUGGUGUAAAUGUUCGUGAGGGUUCAUGAAAGCAGUGUGUUUAUCAGUAGUUAAACCUUAUAGUUAUUAGUGUUUAAAGUUUAAAAUAUUCCCAUAGUUGAAGAAACACCUGAAUACAAACAGUACACACAUCUCUAAAACUUGGCUUGAUAUGUAAUAAUGAGUCAGUGUCCCAUCCUGUAAUAGUCCAAAUAACUAGUAAUAUAAUGUCUAAGAAAGGGACCAUAGUCCUGCCUACUAACAUCUGGAUUUGAUUUAUUUCCUGUUCCCUAUUAUUUCCCAUUUAUUUCUUAUUAUAAGCCCUUUUUUCUACUUCAUUCAUUCUCUGGUUCCACUUUUCUGCAUUUGACUUUAUGUACUAGGCGUGAAAACAGCCACUAUCCCAUAAUCCAGGAAAUUUCCAUGGUAACUUCUUACUGAACCAUUUUAACCAGCACACCUGGUGCAGCACAGAAUGCAUUGCAAUUAUAGCAACACCAUGGAUGUUUUUCCAGGCAUAUCACUAAUACAGUCCAUUAUCAGCUAUGUCCAGAGGCACAAAGCCAUCUAAUCUGAUUGUCCUGAUUCUGUAUUCAGCUUUAGUUUCUGUGGCUUGUCCUGUCAUCCAGACUGAAGCUUUAGAUGAAAAAAAGCCUGAAAAAGAGAAAGAUCCGCCAUUUACAUGCACAACAAUAUUCAGACAUUUAUGAAAAUGUAGUGAUACAAAUCAACUUUAGACUCUCUGUUUAAAUGAAUUAAUUAACUGAAUACUGACGUACUGGUUCACAGGUUGAUAAGAAAGCUUAUAAUUGCAUAAUGUUAUAUAAAAUAUCUUUUUUAAAUAAAACAAUAUUUUAUUAGUUUACCUGUAUGCCAUGCAACCAUUUAACCAACAUCAGAAGAGUGAAAAUGCUAAUGUGUUUUGUUAAAUUAUUAAUCAUAAAAUAAUAUUUUAGGUCAGAGGCUGGCAAGGUAAUGCUAAUUUCAGGAUCAAGUCUUCACCAGAAAACCAAUAUUAAUCUGAUGUGUAUAUAAACAUGGUUCAUAUUUAGAUUUUCUUGUUUUCCACGCUUUAUAUUCUCUGUUCCAGUUUCUAGUUUCACCUCAUCCAGUCAUUCAUGUUUAAUUUUGCUGUAUUAAAUCACCCAUAUUCACAUGAUCAUAUCACUCAUUUCCUAUUGCUAUUCACUUCCAGUAUAAUGAUCAUAGCAGUGUCUGAAUGCUUUUUUUCUUCCCUGAACCAGUUUGUUUGUGAUCUCUGAUGAGUUUUUCAUUUAUUUUCUCCUCUUUCAUUCCUUUGGUAGAAUGCUGACAGUAUAUUGCUUACUUUAUGCCUUGUUGUGUCUCUUUUGAUCUUUUUUAUGCUGUUUCUCCUUCCAGUUUCUGUUUCCUCCUUUAUCUUUUGUUUUUAAGUGUCAUCCCUGUUUUCUGGUUCUCGGUGUGCACUGCUGACCAAGUUACUUUGUUUUCCUUUCACAUCCUUAUUUGACCCCUCCCCCCUCCUCUGAUUGGGCCAUGCGUGGUGGGCGUGGUUUGGGGGGGUUGCCGACACCUGGGAUUGGUCGCUGGCCCCUUUCGUGACACUCCACAACCAAUCGCACUCCCCCAUCCACCCAUGCCAACAUGGUUAAAAUGCCCCAAAUUCUCCCCAACCCUCUCUGGUCACGACGUUAUGCUGACGCACACCUGACCUCGUUUGCCCUCGGGGCAGUUUGCGGAUGACCAAAGUGGCGAAGCAAGGCCCCAGCGCAAACUCUCCCGUUAGAGACCUGAAAGAUCUGUCGGCCAUGGACGCCUUCCGCUCCCGAAGCAUCAGUGUGUCCGAGCA